Drosophila melanogaster (fruit fly) is the source of this 3767-nucleotide messenger RNA. RefSeq lists its product as uncharacterized. The coding region runs from base 128 to 3274 and encodes 1048 amino acids. The transcript has 9 exons. The record is from RefSeq and is marked reviewed. Lineage: Eukaryota; Metazoa; Arthropoda; Insecta; Diptera; Drosophilidae.
CGAAUAAUUGUGUGAGUGGAAGUCGACAAGUUAAGUACGCUUGUAGGUUCGUUUUAUAUUUCCGAAAGAAGUUGUCGUGUUCAGUGUCUUUUCAAGUGAACUUUUUAUUUCUUUUACAAAGAGCGACAUGGAUGUGCCCGAUGACAAUUUUGGGCCGUCAAAGCCGUGUGACAAGCAGCCCUUAGCUGGCAACUCUAGCAGCGCUACCAAUUCAUCGUCGCAUACCGGUGGUAACGGUAACGUUGAUUCCGCAUUCGAAUCAUCUACAGCUGCAGGACCUAGUUCCGGCGCCAAUCAAAGUAGCACAGGCGGUGCUAUAGAUGAACAAGGUUCCAUUGGUGAACAGAGUGCCGGCGUGGGACAAAACAUUAUUGAGGGCGACUUGCUGGUGUUAAAUGCCAAUUCCACAAACGUGGAUCUUUCGACUCACCGGGAUGGCUCUAGCUUUAAAGACUCGAACACUGAGCAGGGAAAAAAAAGUACUAUGAUUAAGACUUCAAAGACAUUAAAUGACAAGAGUCAAUUUGAACGCCGCAGACGCCGUGGCCGUCAACGUGAACGUCAUCGUGAGCCCAGCACGCAUCGUGACGAUCUUGAACCGUGCGAUUUAGGUCUAAUGGGAUGGACUGGAGAAUUCCCAAAGCUAACACCCAUAUCCAACAUCGAAAGCAACUCGGAUAAAGAACCGCUGUCGACGGCCAAGCCAGGUGUACUGCCAUGGAGUGGCCUAAAGGUUUUUCCGAGAGUGGAACCACAAGAGGAGACAGCGGCAGGUACAACAAAGCCGGCUCAUAUCACUAAUAAGUCUGAGGAGCAGCAGCAGCAGCCGUCUCUAACAACGCCGAUAAUGACGUCGCCACUCGACGCCUCCCAGGGGGAAUUGGAUGCAGCCAUUAAAAGCCCUUUGAACGCAAAAAAAAGUCCAAAUGCAACUGGUAUUGCAACAACAUCCAAGUCCAGUACAACACCAACCAACAUGCAACCAUCAGACUUAUACAACCAGGUUGAAGAUAAAAAAGAGGAUACCACCAAGAAGCAGGCGGAAGCUGAUCAUACCUUGCACAAAUCACUUAAGGACGCUCGCAUCGUAAAACGUUCUAUGUCCACCCAUUCGCCUCCGGAGCAUUCGCGUCGUUCAGUGCGCUUCAGUAGCCAUACGCCUCUGACCGAUGAGACGAACAUAAUGAAAGAAACAUCCACCGAAACCUCUUUGAAAGUUAUUUUCGAACGCCUAAAGCAAACUGGCGUAGAGCGAGAUCUCUUUAUACCCAGCUCCGAAAAUCCCAGGCCUCGCAGCAAUGGUAGCCCGGUCCCAAAGGUGGCGGAGAUGGAACAUGUGGCGGUUGUGAAGUGCAAAACGGUGGCGAAGCAAGGGGCGGUGGUGAAAGGCAAGGCUGGGUUGGCCAACCCGUCCAACGUAAUGCCCCAGACGCCUGCCUUAACGGUCACUGGAAAGCGAGUGUCGAAGCCCAAGGUGCCCAAAGGGGCAAGUCCACCGAGUGAGGGCUGGACCUCGACCAGGGCGGUUAAGGGGAAUUCUCGGGCAGACUACACCAACAGCAGCUCGUGCGGUUCACCGAUUGGUAAUACCAACAUUCGCAGGCGCAGAGCUCACGCAAAGGCAGCCCCUGAUAAGUCAAAGCCUUGUGUGCGCUGCGCGGCUUCUGUUCAUCCGUCUGGACCUAAGUUGUGCAAGAAGUGUAUCUAUGAGAAGGGAUAUGCCAAUAAGAAAUGGAUGAAAAAGACUGGAGGAAAUGAGGAUCAUUAUGAUGAUGACGAUGACAGUGACUUCAGCAUGAUAGAAGUCACUUUGGAAAAUGAAAUAUCCGUUCAACAGGCGGAGAAAAAGCAGUUAGAAAACGUGAAUAAGCAGACCGUUAUAAAGGAACAAGAGGUUGUUGUAAUUGGAGGGCGCAAGGCUAUAGCCAUCAUAGCCGAUCCGAUUGGUUGCAAUCUGAAAGUGAUUCCAAACCGGCAGAAUUUGGCUGGCCUUAAAAAGAUCUCAAAGGACAAAUGUAGCUCCAGUUUGGUGCAGAGCCUGGGCGAUUGUCACAUCGGAUGCCAGAUAGUGAUGGCCGUUAUGAAAAUCAUGACGAUGAAGGAUCGUGUAAAUAUGGCGCAGGUUUGCAAAACAUGGGCCAUGAUCAGUCAGGAUAAGAGUGUAUGGCGCACAGUCAUGCUACGCGAUACCCAUAUCAGCAACUGGCCGCGAUUUAUCCGUGAACUCGCAAAUAAUUGCACACGCGAACUGGACAUGCUGGGCGUGAUAUUGCCGAAUCCUCCGGAUAUUCUCGCUACACUCGACAUUAGCGUCCUGAAAGCAUUGCGUGUUCUUCGCACUUGUCCAGUAGAUGACCAGUUCCUCUUUAAGGUCUUUCGUGAAUUGCCCCAACUGCUGGAGCUAAGGGCAAUCUGCUACAGUCCAACUUUUAAUUUUUUAAAUUUGGCACGACAAUGGUCUAAGAUUCGCGUGCUUCAAAUCUUAAUGACGGACCACAGAAGCAAAGUGGAAUCACUAGACUCUCUGGGCGACCUGGUGCAUCUAACUGAGUUGAAUAUACGUGGAGUGAAUUAUAUAGGCUCGCAGGACUUCCGCUUCUUGAAGAAACUAGUUAACCUGAAGGUGCUAGUGUUGUCUUCAUGCCAGGGCAUGGAUACCGAGGAAUUUGGCCAGCAAGUGCUGCCCUUUUUAACGUCUCUACGCAGGCUCCGCUUGGAGAACAAGCACAUGAUCAAUACCACUUUUCCGCUGUACCACAUUAUGUGUGGUGUAGCCGCUGCUUGUUCGGUACAGCAACUGGAGCUGGUGAACGUCGAGGUGGAUGACCUUCUAACUUCGUUGAUUGGAAUGUGCACCACUGUUACGCACCUGUUGCUCGUCCCAAAGUGUCUUCAAAAUUCGGCCAACGUGAUCUAUUCCGUAAUGCGGGCCGUUCGCGAGAAUGCCUCGCAGCUUCGCGUGUUCCGCCUAGGAUUGGUUACCCAGCUGUUGAGUGCAACGGGUGAGCUGUACAGGGGAAGUAAGAAGGAUGUGAUCCCCGUGGAGCGCCCUGUACCGGGAAUUCCGCUGGACGAUGACCUUAAUUAUUGUGCUCCCGAUGACCGUUGCAUUGAAACGGACCACACGGAAUGCGUUACCUUUCUGCCCGCCAAGCGCUUGCUGAUGAUACUGCGCGAUGUGGCACCAACAACAUUUGUUACGUUUGUUAAGGUGAACAUGUUCAACAGCACCAUGGUUACCUUCCUCAAACGGCCACAGUUGAAAAACAAGUAAGAACGUUUAACGCACUAGUUAUUCCUAGGUGCCAUAAGUUAGCUCAUAUAUAAGCCCUCCCAGUAGCAGAGAAUGCCAAGACUGAGUCUUCUCGAGAAGCAUCACCUCCGAACACCACAUUUAAACACACUCUCAACAAUAUCUUUGAACGACAUUCAGUACAUUACUUUGUCCCAAGCUGUGAACGAUGCAAUCAAGCGACGCUGCUUACAAAUUGACAGCUUGUAAUGAACAGAAAAGAAAAACAUGUAAACAUAAUAAAUAAAUGGGUUAAUUGCUGGAUCAUACUAAAUCGACUUAAACCACUGUUUUGGGAAGUGAACUAUAAAUUUCACUAUAAAAAUAUAGUACUUAUGUAAGAUUGCGUGUAAGUAGUUCUGCCUGGUCUUGCUGGUCCUACGAAGGCAAGAUCAAAGUUGUACUCAUUACAUUUGAACAUGAAUGACACAAUUAAAAAAAUAAAAAUCAUACGCAAAACACCCAUCUUCUUCGU